AUGGUCAAGGACAAGGACGGCGACACUGUCGCUACGUUCAAUGGGAAAUGGAUAUCAUAUUCGCAUACCGCCAUGGCCUACUGUGCCUUUGUCGGAGCCCUCAUAGUCGGAAUAUGGCUACACUACCACAAGAUUGUGCAAAACGAGUUUUAUGGUUACCCAGAUGAAUGGUUUCCAUCCGUGUCCGCGACCAUCGGCGACCGCUACCCGGAGCGUUCGGUCUUCAUGCUCUUCAUCGCCCUGACAUCUGGCCCAAGAUUCGCCCUCGUCGGCCUUUGGUACAUCUUGACCCGCCGACCCAACUCGUCCCUCCCCAAGUUCAUCGCUGGCGUCGGCAUCUUUCGGACCUUGACCUGUGGAGGAUGGACAUAUGUGACUUCUACCGACGACCACGACUGGCACGACAUUUUCAUGAUUUCAUACCUUGUUGCGACGCUACCGUGGACCCUGGGCUGUGUUGCUCUGAGCCCUAAGAACCCCACUGCCCUCAAGUACCGAAAGGUCCUUGCUGGCAGCUUCUUCGGAACUCUGGUGCCGUUGAUCUACUUUUUCAUCCAGCACAAGGUGCACCGAGUGGCUGGAGCAUAUACCAUCUACGCUUUCUUCGAAUGGGCACUGGUCUUGCUCGAUGUAGGCUUCGAUGCCGUCACGAUGAUCGAGUUCCAACACUUGGAGGUUGUCAUAAAGGAUGUUCGAGGUGUAUCUCGCCUUGCGGGCUCCAAGUCGACAUCCGACAGUAUCCAGGAAAAAAACAAGGAAAUGAGCGCGACCUUUUCAGGUGCCUUUUCUUGGUUUGGACUCAUCUAUGCUGCUGCAGACGUGUACAACGGCUUUGUCUUUUGGUCCAUGCUGACUUCACUCGGUGUCUGCGUCUGGUACUUCCCUCUCUGGCACAUGGGUAUCUCUGGCUACGAGGCCUUGGUCAUGUGCACCGUCACCCCCUUCUUCCUCGGCAUCAAGCCUCUCCGCUAUCUGGCUACUCGCUACGUCUGGCUUUUCCACCUGCUCUCGCUCUCCGGACUUCUCGCGUUUCUUGCCAAGACACCCGUCAACCGACUCUUUGCCGUUGGCUUCGGUCUGUCAAUGUCAUGUAUCGCAUGGUCUGCCACCUUCUAUGCCGAACGGUCUCAACCCCACCGCCUUGAAGCACGCAUUUCCGCUUUUGCUAUUGGUCUGAUCGCCUCUAGCAUUGCGAAGUUUGCCUUUUGGACCAACAACCCGAUUUGGCCAAUCAUGCACGAGGCAAACGGCGGAUGGAACAGGACUGGAUUCGUAGUAGCUCUCAUCUCGAUACUCAUAUCGACCAGAUCUACCGCCAGUUCUGGCGCAGAUGUCCCAGCUCAAGGCCCUACCAAAGGGUCUUCUGUCUUUGCGAGCUUUGGCCUCGCGGGUGUUAUGUUCGCCAUGCACUCGCUCCUCUCCGAUUCGAGCACGAUGAUCUCUUGGGUAUGGGAAGGCUACCCUGUUCGGGGUCCACUGGCUGUACCCCACGGCACCCUGACUCUUCUAGCCAUGGGCCUUGGUCUUAUGAUUGGACUAUUUGCGCCCAACCUCUCAAGGUCAUGGGCCUUUUACGGCAUAGGCUCUAUCGGUGCCGCCGUUUUGACAACCACCAGCCACUGGACUGGUUUCUAUGGAGCCUUGGUCCUCGCCAUGUACACCAUGGCAGCAGCACCUGUUCUCAUUGCCCAUGCGGCGCGCCACUCACCAGGCCGCACAUUCGGUCUCGGAUUCUUGGUGUACAACUUCAUGGUUCUGUUCCACGUCUGGGUAGUAGCGUACGCGUUCGUUCCGGGCGGACCGCUUGUUCGCGAGCACACAGACUGGGUUAUGACAGCCAUGAUGCUUCAGAUUGGUGCCGGUAUCUUCAGUGUCUCCGCUCAGCCGCCAGCACUCAAGAGCUACAAGGGCAAGGCGGUCAUCACGGCAGCUGCCAGUAGGCAGCGAUCUUACUACCUCUACGUUCUAGGUGCUCUAGAGUUGAUCGCCAUUGCCACCGCCUACCUACGCUUCCCGUCUUACGACUACAAGCCAUAUCACCCGGAGACCAAGUCCAUCACAGCUGGCAUCUGGACCAUCCACUUCUCCCUCGACAACGACAUGUGGUCUUCAGAGUACCGCAUGCGCGACCUCAUCAAGGAAAUGGAAGUCGACGUCAUCGGACUCCUCGAAAGCGAUCUGCAGCGCAUCAUCAUGGGCAACCGCGAUACAACGCAGUUCCUCGCCGAAGAUCUGGGCAUGUACGUCGACUUCGGCCCAGGCCCCAACAAGCACACAUGGGGCUCGGCACUGCUCUCCAAAUUCCCCAUCGUAAACUCAACCCAUCAUCUUCUCCCCUCACCCGUCGGCGAGCUUGCCCCGGCCAUCGAAGCUACUAUCGACGCCUACGGUGAGAUGAUUGACAUCUUCGUCUUCCACUCGGGCCAGGAAGAGGACCCCGAGGAUCGCCGCUUACAAUCAGAAUACCUGGCUGAACGCAUGAAAGCCACGCCGCGUCCCGCCAUCCUCCUCUCGUACCUCGUCAUCAAACCCGGCGAGGGCAACUACAACACGUACGUGGGUGAGAAGAGCGGUAUGAAGGAUAUCGACGCGUCAGACUGGGACAGAUGGUGCGAGUACAUUCUCUACAAGGGCCUGAAGAGGAGUGGAUAUGCCCGUGUUUCCAGACAUACCAUCACGGAUACCGAACUCCAGGUUGGUAAAUUCGUUGUUGGCGAGCCGGAGAACGGAAACGAGCUGCUGCAUGAGUCGCAGGUUCCUGCUGGGUUGAGGUUCCCGGAGCUGUUCAAGGGCCAAGGUGUCAGGGGGCAUAGGUAUCAUGUCUUCAACGAGCCUAGAUACUAUGCUUGA
This is a messenger RNA of Alternaria ethzedia, 2850 nucleotides long. RefSeq lists its product as uncharacterized. Gene Ontology annotation, cellular component: endoplasmic reticulum. Gene Ontology annotation, biological process: fungal-type cell wall organization; GPI anchor biosynthetic process. The record is from RefSeq and is a predicted model, not a curated record. Lineage: Eukaryota; Fungi; Ascomycota; Dothideomycetes; Pleosporales; Pleosporaceae. The coding region runs from base 1 to 2850 and encodes 949 amino acids. The transcript has 12 exons.